Molecule: messenger RNA, 1824 nt
Organism: Myodes glareolus (Bank vole)
Lineage: Eukaryota; Metazoa; Chordata; Mammalia; Rodentia; Cricetidae
Gene: Fgl2
Product: fibrinogen like 2
Source: RefSeq, a predicted model, not a curated record
ACAGAAAGCCUGAGUCAGGCGGCCGCGGCUAUUAAAGCGCUGGGUAGGGCAGCUGCAGGCACUUCGAGGAUGAGGCUUCCCUGCUGGUUCUGGCUGAGCUCCGCGGCCGUCCUAGCUGCCUGCAGAGCAGCGGGGCAGGCACACAACCUGACGGAGGGGCUGGGGGAUGCGAGCGCCCAGGCCGCCUGCCCUGCCAGGUUGGAGGGCAGCGGGAAGUGCGAGGGGAGCCAGUGCCCCUUCCAGCUAACCCUGCCCACGCUGACCCUCCAGCUUCCGUGGCAGCUUGGCAGCAUGGAGGAGGUGCUCAAAGAAGUGCGGACCCUCAAGGAAGCUGUCAACAACCUCAAGAAAUCCUGCCAGGACUGCAGGCUGCAGGCUGACGACCAUGGAGACCCGGGCGGGAAUGGAGCAGGGACAGCCCCGGAGGACAACCGAGUCCAGGAACUGGAGAGUCAGGUGAACAAACUGACUUCAGAGCUGAAGAAUGCCAAGGACGAGAUUCAGGGGCUGCAGGGGCGCCUGGAGACGCUCCAUCUCGUAAAUAUGAACAACAUCGAAACCUACGUCGACGACAAAGUGGCCAAUCUAACAUCUGUGGUCAACAGUUUGGACGGUAAAUGCUCCAAGUGUCCCAGCCAAGAAUACAUCCAGUCACAGCCAGUUCAACAUCUAAUAUACAAAGAUUGUUCUGACUACUAUGUGAUAGGAAAAAGAAGCAGCGAGACCUACAGAGUUACCCCAGAUCCCAGACACAGUAGCUUUGAGGUCUACUGUGACAUGGAGACCAUGGGGGGAGGCUGGACGGUGCUACAGGCUCGCCUUGAUGGAAGUACCAACUUCACCAGGGACUGGAAAGACUACAAAGCGGGCUUUGGAAACCUUGACCGGGAGUUUUGGCUGGGUAACGAUAAGAUUCAUCUGCUGACCAAGAGUAGGGAAAUGAUUUUGAGAAUAGACCUCGAAGACUUUAAUGGGGUCACACUGUAUGCCUUGUACGAUCAGUUUUACGUGGCUAAUGAGUUUCUGAAAUACCGAUUACACAUUGGUAACUAUAACGGCACAGCAGGAGACGCCUUACGUUUCAGUAAACAUUACAACCACGACCUGAAGUUUUUCACCACCCCAGACAGAGACAAUGACCGCUAUCCCUCUGGGAACUGUGGGCUUUACUACAGCUCAGGCUGGUGGUUUGAUGCCUGUCUCUCUGCAAACUUAAAUGGCAAAUAUUAUCACCAGAAAUACAAGGGUGUCCGCAAUGGGAUUUUCUGGGGCACCUGGCCGGGGAUAAGUCAGGCACAGCCUGGAGGCUACAGGUCCUCCUUUAAGCAGGCCAAGAUGAUGAUGAGACCCAAGAAUUUCAAACCAUAAAUUGCCAGUGUUCAUCUCUCCAGACACUCAUUGUCUAAAGGCAUUGAGUUCCUUCUGCCCUUUGCAUAGGCCUGAGUUUAUAGUCCUUUGCUUUGGCUAACACAUUUCCUUUUAAACUUCACAGCUUUUAAAAUAAAGCUAGAAGUAUCUAAAAAGACAACUUUGUUGCCAUUAUACAUGAAUGCUUGAAAGCCCUAGAGGUAUUGACAGUCAUACAUUAUAUUUGCAAACCCUUUAAUUUUUAUUAGUUAAAAGUUCCCUACUAGAUUUAUUAUUUUUACAGUUAAAAAACUAAAUUAUUCAGCAAGCUAAACAUCUAUAUAAGCAACUUUUAUUUUCACAAUAAUAAACAUGCAUAUUUGCAAAUACAUUAGUCUUUUCAGGCCCAGGUUAUUCAUAUAUCUGUAGUCAAGAACUGUAGAGCUUUCUUUGAGCCACGACGACCUUAAAGCAUUU